Messenger RNA from Girardinichthys multiradiatus, 2926 nucleotides. RefSeq names its product exosome component 10 (gene exosc10). Lineage: Eukaryota; Metazoa; Chordata; Actinopteri; Cyprinodontiformes; Goodeidae. Gene Ontology annotation, cellular component: nucleolus; nuclear exosome (RNase complex). The record is from RefSeq and is a predicted model, not a curated record. Bases 67 to 2742 code for a protein of 891 amino acids. The transcript has 25 exons. Gene Ontology annotation, molecular function: nucleotide binding; 3'-5'-RNA exonuclease activity; nucleic acid binding. Gene Ontology annotation, biological process: nuclear polyadenylation-dependent antisense transcript catabolic process; TRAMP-dependent tRNA surveillance pathway; poly(A)-dependent snoRNA 3'-end processing.
CCGAAGAAAACACUCACGAAGGGAGCUCCUUCCUGUGGCACGCAUGUACACAACAGAGAUUAGACGAUGAAAACCUCCAAGAAGAAGGAAUCCACAAACAGUAGACCUCAGGAUAAUAAUUCAGAAGCCCAAUGCGAAGAGGAAAAUGAGCUGUGUCCUGGUUUCAAAGACGUCGACGCCUUCGUUAAAUAUGGUUUGGGGGCUGUGCUAUCAGCCACUAAAGCCUCUGCUGGCUUACCUCAGACAGGAGACAAAUAUGAUUUCUAUCGGAGCUUUCCGGGCUUCCAGGAGUUCUGUGAAAGUCAGGGAGAUAAACUUUUACACUGCAUGAGUCAGAUAAUGCAGCACCAUGGCUGCAGAUCUCACAUAAGAGACCGGAACAAGCUAACCGGAAUUGAGGAGAGGUUUGACUUGGUUGUGGACUCAAAUGAUGUUUUUCUCGAAAGAGCGGGGAUUCUCCUUGAUGAAGCUGAUGGGGUGAACAGGAGCCAGAAACCCAUUAUGCCUGCUGGGUUUCAGCCUCCAAAAAUUGUUGUUUCCAGCUGGAAUCGUAAGGGUUCCAGCUCUGGCAGUCGAUCGGAGACAUUCCGACUGCUCCACGCCAAGAACGUGGCGAGGCCCCAGCUGAAAUUUAAGGAGAAAGUUGACAACAGCAAUACGCCUUUUGUUCCCAAAAUCUUCAUCAAGCCCAAUGCGUUGAAGCCACUUCCAUCAUAUUUCUCAAACAAACAAAUACGUAAAGAGAGGCCAGAGGACCUCGAUGUCCCGGCUGCCCUGGCUGACUUUAUCCACCAGCAGAGGACUCAGGAACAUGUUGAAGACAUGUUUGCACAUCCAUACCAAUAUGAACUGGACCACCUCACCAUAGCAGAAAGUUUACUGUCCAAGCCACAGCCUCAGAUGUACAAACCAAUGGCUGAGACCAAGCUAUCCUUUAUAGACUCACUGGAGGACCUGGUGGUUCUUAAUGAGAAGCUGUGCAGAUUAUCUGAAUUUGCAGUGGACCUCGAGCACCAUUCCUACAGGAGCUUCCUCGGCCUCACCUGUCUGAUGCAGAUCUCCACCAGAGAGGAGGACUUCAUCAUCGACACUCUGGAGCUCCGCAGCGAAAUGUACAUCCUGAACGAGGCGUUCACUGACCCAAGUAUCGUAAAAGUUUUUCAUGGUGCUGAUUCUGACAUCGAGUGGCUCCAGAGGGACUUUGGCUUGUACGUUGUCAACCUUUUUGACACCCAUCAGGCGAGCCGAGCCCUGAACCUGGCCAGACAUUCCCUCGACCAUUUACUGAAGCAGUUCUGCAACGUGAACUCAGACAAACGCUACCAGCUGGCUGACUGGAGGAUCCGCCCCUUGCCAGAUGAGAUGAUCGAUUAUGCUCGAGCAGACACCCACUAUCUCCUCUACAUCUACGACUCCAUGAGAGUGCAGCUGUUGGAGUCCAAUCAUGGGCAGCCGGGCCUGUUGCAGUCUGUCUGGAACAAAAGCAAAGAUGUUUCACUGAAGAAAUACUUGAAGCCGAUCUACACCGAGGAGUCAUAUUUAGAGCUGCAGAGGAAGCAGAAAAGGUCUUUUAACACCCAGCAGCUCACCACGUUCAGGCUGCUAUACGCCUGGAGGGACAAGCUGGCCAGGCAGGAAGAUGAAAGCACCGGAUAUGUCCUGCCCACACAUAUGAUGAUCAAAAUAUCUGAAGAGCUGCCCAAAGAGCCUCAGGGCAUCAUCGCCUGCUGUAACCCCGUCCCACCGCUGGUGAGGCAGCAGGUCAAUGAGCUUCAUUUGUUGGUACAGCAAGGCAGGGAAAUGCCACUCCUGAAGGCUGAGAUUGUAGCUCAAAAGAAGAAAGGACUCACAUCCAUCAAAAAGGCAGAAGUCACGUUGUUUGGUCCACAUGAUACUUCCCGGGGGUCUGAGAGCGACAACCCUCAGUUAACAGCUGAUGAAGUCCCAAUAAAACAAGGAAUCCUGUUCUCAGACGAGGAUCAUAGAAUGGAUGUUGAUGAGCAGGAAAUAAGCGGCCUCUUGGCUCCAGCUAGAAUCACUCUUUUUCAGGAACUGGAAACUCCUGCUGACAAAAUGUCCCUCUCUGUAGCCCAGAUGAAAGCCAGGCGUAUCAUCGAGUCUUUUGAAAAUCCUUUCAGAAUGUAUUUACCCUCCACUGGUGCGCACGUUAACAAAAAUUCCAAGUUUGACCCAUCUUCAAAAAUAUUUGAGAUCAGCAAGAGAUGGAAACUGCAGAGUAUUGAACAGCAGCAGAAGGAGCUGGAGGUCAAGAAGAAGUCAAAGGAAGAGGCAAAACAGCAAGCAAAGAAACUGACAGAGGAAAGAACCAAGGCUAAACGGAGCUAUCAGGAGUCUGUGCAGAACAUCACCACCAUUCGCCAGCAAGCAGCAGAGUCAAAGGAUGGUGGGAAGAAAAGAGCGAAGGGUGGCAGUGAGAUUGGAGAGGUGACUCCCAAACCGACUAAGAAGCAGAUGAAAUCGACAGACAAACCGCAGAAGACUGAACCUCCGUCUGAAGAAAGCUUCAAACCCUUUGACUAUGCUCAGUCAGAUCUUAAAGUUUUUGAUGGUUCCAAAGCUAAGGACAACACACAGUUUGAUCCAAACCGGCAAGCCCAGGAUUUUAGGAAAAAGAAGUUUCCUCAAGGAAAAAAGAACAGCCUUUCUGCAGGAAACAAAAGCAUGUCAUAUCUAAGUGGCAAACUAGACAGAGGAUUCCGGCAUAACUGGCCAAAGAGAUAGACACUCUGCAUUUUUCUUCCACCUUUUUAAUAACCUGGAAUACAGAUAUUAUAAUUUUUUUCCCUUAUUGCAAGGGAAACAGUAUUUCAGAAUCUGUUGGUUUUUGAAAGUAUUUUUUUCUCCACCUGUGAUACUGACUGUAAAUAUGUGGAAGCACACAAUUAAAGUUGAUUUUAAAAGAAAA